Messenger RNA from Chlamydomonas reinhardtii, 1919 nucleotides. RefSeq lists its product as uncharacterized. Bases 150 to 1547 code for a protein of 465 amino acids. The record is from RefSeq and is a predicted model, not a curated record. Gene Ontology annotation, cellular component: axoneme; radial spoke. The transcript is spliced from 8 exons. NCBI's taxonomy places the organism in Eukaryota, Viridiplantae, Chlorophyta, Chlorophyceae, Chlamydomonadales, Chlamydomonadaceae. Gene Ontology annotation, biological process: axoneme assembly; cilium assembly; cilium movement involved in cell motility.
UUCCUGGCAGGUCAAAGUAUCUACAAAUACACCAGUACUCUAUAGCUUCUUUCCUGCACGACAAUCGGUAGUUUUGGCAACAUCGAUAUUGAUUGACUGCUCUCAAAUUACAACGUCCUUUUGAGCUUUUGCUUAGCUCUCUUGCCGCAAUGGCGGCAGUGGACAGCGUCGCCCAGGCGCUGGCCUAUUUGCAAGUGCACUCGCCCCAGGAUGGCACGUCUAUGUAUGACCACCUAGUCAAACUAGUUAGCAAGGUGCUGGAGGACCAGCCAAAGAAUGCGGUGGACCUCCUGGAGACAUCCCUGCUGGUGAAGAAGUCCACCUUCGACCCGAAGGAGUCAUCCCCGCUGGUGCCCAUCCCAGUGGCUCCUGAUGCGACGCAAACGCAAGCGGCUGUAAGCAUCUUUGGGGACCCGGAGCUCCCCAUCAACCCAGCCACGGGAGAGCCGGUGCCGGCGGAUCCGCCUAAUGAGUUUGAGGCGGAGAACAUGCUGGGCGCGGCCGCGGUGCUGGACUGCCUGGGCGUGGGCCUGGGCCGCGAGCUGGGCGUCAACAUCGCGCUGGCGGCCAAGCGCAUCGGCGAGGACCCCAAGCUUGCGGUCCGAUCGGUGCGCUUCUUCGGCAAGUUCCUGGGGCUGUACUCGGACUACUUCGUGUUCGAGGUGGCCUUCAAGAAGGAGGCGGCCAAGGAGGCAGCGCCCGCGGCGCCUGCGCCGGAGCGUGUGGAAGGGGAAGCUGCCUCCUCCUCCGCGCCCGAGGUGCCGGUCGAGGAGCCAGGCAAGGGCGCCAACAAGUUCACCUACCUGGUGUGCAGCAGCCUGGGAGGCCCGCUCACACGCCUGCCCGACGUCACGCCGGCGCAGGUCAAAGCCAGCCGCCGAAUCAAAAAGCUGCUCACCGGCCGCCUCACCAGCCAUGUGUCCACCUACCCCGCCUUCCCCGGCAACGAGGCCAACUACCUGCGCGCCCUCAUUGCGCGCAUCAGCGCCGCCACCGUGGUGGCGCCCUCCGACCUGUUCUCGCUCAACGACGAGACCGGCGAGCUGGAGCGGGCGGAGGACUGGGAGCCGCCCGCAGGCCGCGAGAUGGCCGCGCCCACCGCCUGGGUGCACGUCCGGCCGCACCUGAAGAGCCAGGGCCGCUGCGAGGUGCACAAGCGCGAGCUGCCCGAGGACGCGGACGAGGACGAGUUCUACAACGAGGACGAGCUGGAGGAGGGGCCCGACCUGCUGGCGGCCCUGGAGGAGGACGCGCAGCUGCCCGGCGAGCAGGCCGCCUGGACACCCAUCUACAGCAGCGCCAGCGAGGCGGUCAAGACGCAGGCGGGCGGGCUGCGCAGCCUGGUGUGGCCGGGCGCGGUUUGCGGCGGCCGCGGCAGCGAGUGGACAUGCGUGUACGUGGGCUGGGGCGUCAAGAACGCGCCGUUCGUGCCGCUGCCGCCGCCCCCUGUGGCACAGGAGUUUGCGUGGGGCGAGGUGGAGACGCAGGAGCUGGAGCUCAAGCCCGCACCGCCGCCGCCGGAGGAGGAGGCCGAGGCGGACGAGUAGGCGGUGGUGGCUGUGGGGAACGUGGGGCGCACAUGGUCGCAGAAGCAGAGGGGAUCGCGCGGCCUGUGCCGGUGUAUGGACGCGUGGGGUUAUGCUGAUGAUGCAUGGUCUAAAUGGUUGGUCAGGGUCUUUACUUGGUGAGACCGUGAGAAGUGCACUGCGUGGGAGGGGUAGCACUGUGGCCGAGAGUUUUGCAAGCAGGGACCACCAAGUCAGGGAAUGAAGUAAGGCUGAUGGUGGUAUUCCUGGGCUGCACGUCAACGUUUCGGGGACGAGACUGCACGGGGUCAGUGCAAGACCUGCCGGUGCGCUCUGAACUGGAUGGAAAUGCGAUGAGGAGAAGAAGGCAGAACACUGUAAAUACAUGGCAGU